GCCCUGCUGAUGUUCACUCCAUCUGGGAUCUCCACAGGAAUCCAAGUGGCGGAUGGCUUCAGCAGCGCCCUGAUGCUUGUGACUGGUGGCAUCUUCGGAUGGCUCUCAAGCAAUGCCAGGGCAGUCUACCAUGAAAUCAUGCGCUGGUGGGGUGGACCUACGGAGUGGAGACAGAUUUGGGAAGACUACAAGAAGUCCCGCAGCGAAAUUAUGAAGCAAGAAACCCAUCCGGACACAAGAUCUUAUCUCAUCUCGGACCUCCGGCAAGAGUUCCGAGACAACUACCCGCAGUGGGCUCACAAAUGGAAUUAA
Molecule: messenger RNA, 312 nt
Organism: Symbiodinium pilosum
Lineage: Eukaryota; Dinophyceae; Suessiales; Symbiodiniaceae
Source: the annotation of a GenBank genome assembly